AUGAGUGACCGGUCCAAAGGUCGUCCUCCAGUCUUCAGUAAUGAACCUGGACCCCAGUGUGGAGAAAGAUCCAGAACCAGAGCUGGACUGCAGACAGCCAGUCAGUGCAGCUGUGUACAAAAUCCUGGUCUGCAGGAGGUUUUAGAGGAACAUAAGAUCAGUCUGAGGAGAAGAUGUGAACGUGUGACUGAAGGAAGUGAUGAAACAGGAAGUAGAACCCUCCUGAACAGGAUCUACACUGAGCUCUACAUCACAGAGGGACAGAGUGAAGAGGUUCAUACCCAACAUGAGGUGAGGCAGCUGGAGACAGCUUCCAAGAAGAAGACCCUCCAUGACACUCCAAUCAGGUGCCACGACAUCUUUAAAGCCUUCCCUGACCAACAGAGACCCAUCAGAGUGGUUCUGACCAAUGGCGUCGCUGGUGUUGGAAAAACCUUCUCAGUGCAGAAGUUCACUCUGGACUGGGCAGAGGGCUUGGAGAACCAACAUGUCAGUGUGUUGAUUCUGCUUUCAUUCAGGGAGCUAAACCUGAUCCCAGAUCAGCAGUACAGUCUUCUGGAGCUGCUCCAUGAUUUCCAUCCAACAUUACAGAAGGUCCCAGCAGAGAAGCUCGCUGUCUGUAAACUUCUGUUCAUCUUUGAUGGCCUGGAUGAAAGCAGACUUUCACUGGAUUUCACCAACAGGAAGCUCGUGUCUGAUGUCACACAGAAGUCAUCAGUCAAUGUGCUGCUGACAAACCUCAUCGAGGGGAAUCUGCUUCCCUCGGCUCUCAUCUGGAUAACUUCCCAACCUGCAGCAGCCAAUCAGAUCCCUCCUAAUCAGGUCCACAGGUUCACAGAAGUAAGAGGCUUCACUGAUGCCCAGAAGGAGGAGUACUUCAGGAGGAGAUUCAGUGAUGAACAGCUGCCCAGCAGAAUCAUCUCCCACAUGAAGACAUCCAGGAGCCUCCACAUCAUGUGUAGAAUCCCAGUCUUCUGCUGGAUCACUGCUACAGUUCUGAAGCACAUGUUGACUACAGAGCAGAGAGGAGAGCUGCCCAAGACCCUGACUGACAUGUACUCACACUUCCUGCUGGUUCAGACAAAGUGGAAGAGGAACAAGUACCAUGAGGGACAUGAGACGAGUCCACAGGAGCUGAUGGAGGCUGACAGGAAAGUUCUUCUGAAGCUGGGGAGGCUGGCGUUUGAACAUCUGGAGAAAGGAAACAUCAUGUUUUAUCAAGAAGACCUGGAGCAGUGUGGUCUGGAUGUGACAGAGGCCUCGGUGUACUCAGGAGUUUGUACAGAGAUCUUCAAAAGAGAGUGUGUGAUCUUCCAGAAACCAGUCUACUGCUUUGUUCAUCUGAGCAUUCAGGAGUUUCUGGCUGCAGUCUACAUGUUCCACUGUUUCACCAACAGGAAGACAAAGGUGCUGAAGGACUUCCUGGGGGACGUCUUUAAAGAAAAAAAACACAGUGACUCAAACCCAAAGUAAUUUAAAGAGAAGAUUUUUAGGUUUCUCAGUUUUAGUGAUCAGUGUUUCACAUCUCUGGACAUCUUUCUGAGCAGAGUCAUGGAGAAAUCGGUCAUCAUUUGAUGCCUCAUGUUGUUUUUUUAUGAUAUGUGAUGGAAUAAACGUUCAUAAAGAUGGUGUGAUACACCGUUUUGCGUACGGCUUAAAAGCUAUACUGUA
Messenger RNA from Archocentrus centrarchus (flier cichlid), 1671 nucleotides. RefSeq names its product protein NLRC3-like. The coding region runs from base 1 to 1473 and encodes 490 amino acids. The transcript is spliced from 2 exons. Lineage: Eukaryota; Metazoa; Chordata; Actinopteri; Cichliformes; Cichlidae. The record is from RefSeq and is a predicted model, not a curated record.